This is a messenger RNA of Elaeis guineensis (African oil palm), 1194 nucleotides long. RefSeq names its product putative clathrin assembly protein At1g33340. Lineage: Eukaryota; Viridiplantae; Streptophyta; Magnoliopsida; Arecales; Arecaceae. The record is from RefSeq and is a predicted model, not a curated record. Gene Ontology annotation, biological process: clathrin coat assembly; vesicle budding from membrane; clathrin-dependent endocytosis. Gene Ontology annotation, molecular function: SNARE binding; 1-phosphatidylinositol binding; clathrin heavy chain binding. Gene Ontology annotation, cellular component: clathrin-coated vesicle; clathrin-coated pit.
AUGAAGGUGAGGGCCAAGCUUUUGGCAGCUCUCGGUUCACUCAAAGAACAUUGCAUCAAUAAUAGACCUAUGAUCUCUAAUCAAAAGAUCCUCUCCAACAUAGAGGCGGCCAUCGUCCGGUGCACCGACCACCACGACGUGCCCAUCGAUGAGAAGUAUGUGCAUGAGAUCCUCUUCAUAGUCUCCAAUGCUCCUGGAUCAAUCACCUUCCUUGCUAGAAUGUCUACAAAGCUUGAGACCGUGCGAGACCCGGUGGUAGCUCUCAAGACCCUUGUUCUACUCCACCGUCUCCUUCGCGGGGGUGACCGCUACUUCGAGCAAGAUUUACGCAACUUGUGGUCUUCCAGAGACCUCCGACUGGACUUAACAUGGUGUGAAGGAGCUCCAGAUGGCUCACACACCUUUCUCCUUAACUACUCAUUGUUCCUUGAAGAAAGGUUGGGAUGGAUCAUAAACCAAGCUGGUAUGCUGGAGCCAAUUAGGCCACCACAGACCAACUUCCAGUCUUAUGAGGAGGAGGCAGCUGAAUUGGUCUUGCAUAGACUGAUGAAAUGCCAACUCUUUCUCGACCGGGUCAUCGACUGUUCGCCGGUGGAUAUUUCAUGCAUGAGCCGUGUGACACAAUCAUCUAUCAACAUAAUCUUGAGAGAGAGCUUUCGAGUCUAUGACACCUUCUGUGAGGGGGUACAAACUGUGGUGAGUUCCUUCUUUGAUCUUAAGAAAUCCACAAGAGGUCUAGCUCUUGACAUCCUCAAAAAAGCAUGCAGCCAAACCCCCCAACUCCAUGAAUUCUAUGAUAACUGCAAGAGAGCCAUAGUGGGCAAGAACUUGGACUACCCUUCUGUUAGAAUUAUUACAGAAGCACAGAUUUCAUCAAUGGAAGAGUUCUUGCCCACUGAACACAAUAAAACAGUUUCGGUUGCAUUUGAGGAUACUAGGUUGAUGGAAAGGAGCAGAGAAGAAGAGAGCAUGGUAAAAGAAUCCGAAGUGGAAAAGAAUGAAGGUUCAAGUACUCUAUUUUCUAAAAAACUAGAGACAAAGAUAAGCACAGUGUGGGUCGAAUUCGACGAGGAAGACUCACAAACUUCUACCUUCUCCUUUCUGGGGCUUGAUGAUCGGUUAGCAGCUGUUGCUGAUGAUUUGCCAACUGAAGGGGAGAGUUCCACAGCAGGGAAAGCCAUGCAUUUACUAUAA